UCACUUUUGACACUGACAGUAACUAUGGAAGAACUUUGUUUUGGAAAAAAGCGGGAUUAAUUUAAUGGUUAAUUUUCUUUUCUUCAAAAUAAUUGUGAAUCUAAAUAUAAUACAGUAUAGGCGUUUUAUCCAAAAAUAUAUACAAAUAAAACUGCAGUCAUAUUUCAAAUGUACUAAGAUAUUUAAUUUCAUCAGAUUGCGAUGUCUCUACAAGGACUAGACUUAGGACACAUAUCAAAAUUAAUUUCCUCAUUUAUUGACCAAGUUACAUGUCUUGAAUGUUACAGAUUUUAUAUUGCUCCAGAAACUGCAAACUGUGGACAUACAUUUUGCCAUACAUGUUGGAAAAAAUGCAGAUCCUGUCCUAGUUGUGCAGCUCCAUUAGAAAGAAGAACAUUAAAGCUUAAUAUACCAGUUCAGAAUAAAACUGAACAUAUACAUACCGUUAUUGAGGUUUUUGAGAAACUUUUUAAUGUUAAAUUAGAUGAAUUUAUACUAGAUGUACAAGAUAAUGAACUAUGUUCUAAAGAUGAUCCUACAAAAAAUGUCAAGAAUUGGUUAGACAGCUCUCAAAAUCACUUUUCAGCACCAUUGCUUAGUUCAGAGCAUUCUACUCAAGAUAAGAUAAUAGUAGAACAAUUAACAAGUAAAGUCCUAAUACAUGCAGACACAAAAAAAACUGCUACUCCAAAAAAAAUAAUCCAUAAACAACCUCCACAAGAUGAUUGGGAAAAAAUUGAAAUAUUACCCGUAUCAAAUGAAAAUAAUAACAGUCAUGAUCCUAUAGAUGAACAUAGUUUGAAUGAUAAAGAUGAGUACACAACAUUUAAUCCACGAAGAAGUUGUAGAAAAAAAGAAAUUAAAAACAGUGAGCCUAGUUUAAAAAAUUACGAUAUAUCAACAGAUAAACACAGUUCUAAAAAUUCAAGCUUAGAAACAGAAAUUAAAUCAAAUAAUAAUAAACGAAAUUGGGGGAAUGUUAAAAAAAUGCGCAAAGAGUUCAGUAAAUUAAACAAAAAGAAUAGAAAUAAAUUAAAUGUUUCAAUAGAAAUGUGUAAAAAAAGUCAAUUGACAACCAAGACAAUAUCUAAGCCAGUAAUAACUACAACAGAUGUAGUUUCUCAAAAUUAUGAUAAUAUUAUUGGAGAUACCACUCCUGAUUUAAUUAAUAAAUUAGAUCAGCAAAUUACAGAGAAAGCAACAAAUAAAAUUGAACAAUCUACAUCUUAUGUAGGAAAAAGUGUUCCCAUUAGUGACAAAAAUUAUUCAAACAAUAUGCGUUUAGAAAAGAAUGUAUCCUCUCUUGAUACAUCUAAAGUUUUAGAAAUUGAUAAAAAUUGUGAUAAUGAGAAUGUUAAUAGAGUAAAGCAAUCUUCAGAAAAGUCAAAAGCUAAUUUAUCCAUAGAUCAUCCAAAACUGUCUUUCUUGAAAAAAAGCUCAUUACAACCUAAAACAGUUGAAAAUAAUAUGAAGACUACUAAUUAUGAUGUUCAUUGCAAUACUGAAGGGAAUAUGGAUGAUAUUGAGAUUACAAUUAAAAUAGGUAACACUAUAACAAAUAUUUUUAUAAAGAAGAAGAAAAAUAAUAUGGAAUAUAGUUUACACACAGAUAAAGAAAUUCAGACAACAUUAGGCCUGCAUACUUUAUCUAAGAAUAAUAAUGUCUCUCCUAAUAAUAUGAACGAUAACAAUAUAGAAGUUAACAUAGGGUAUGAAAAGGAAGUGUCAGUUGUUAGUGGAAACACACAAAAAAAUAAUUCGGAAAACUGUUCUGAAAAUGCAAGUAAUAUUAUGAAUAAAUCUCUUUCUACUAAGAAAAAUACUGCAUCAGCUGAUACUAAAACAGCUCAAUUUGAAAUUACUGAAAGUGUGGAAAAGGAGAUGUCCAAUAUCAUGGAAUGCGAUCCAAUUGAUUCAUGUCUAAAAAAACGAGGUAUGGAUAAUAUUACUGCAGAGCCUAUAACUACUUUGAAAAACACUAUUUCAAAUAUAAAGUCAACUAUUAUAGAACCAUGUUUGGAGGAAGAUGACUAUAAUGAAUUAGAUAUAUUUGAUAGUAAUUCUAUAAAAGAAGCCAAUGUACAAUUAUUGAAAAGUACAAAACAUACACCUUCUGAAAUAUUAGUACCUACAAUAAAAAGUAACAAAAUAAGAACCCAAAAACAUAUUGAUAAAAGAGCCAGAGAAGUGAAUGAUGAAUUGUUUUUGCCAAACAGUAAAAAAAUAAAAUUGAUAGAUAAUGUAGAUGAUAAUAUUAAAACACAAGAGAAUAAUGAACUUAAUAUUGAAGCUAUGGAUUAUGAUAUCGUCAUGGGUCAAGUAUUUUCUAGUAUAGAUGCAGACAUUAAAGAUACUCAGAAAAGCAAAAAUGUAAAUGAAACUGAAAAAAAUACAAAAUUCAUUUCUUUAUCAGAAGAUAGAAAAAAAGAUUUGGAAACAUCUAUACAUGAGAUUACAUUAAGUAAUGAAAAAUUCAGUGAAAAUGUGUUUUCUUUCCUGGAAAAAGAAAAUGAAGUGAAAACUUUAGACAAACCCAAAAAUCAAAUUCCCAGUUCUACUCAACAACACAUAGAAAACUUAUUAACGCCGGGAUUAUGUCAAAAUUUAGCAGACACAAAUGAAGUUGAGAAUGUGGACAAAAAAUUAUGUACACCUGUACAAGACGCCAACGACGACGAUUCCGACAAAAGUAUAGUAGAAGAAACACCACAAAAAAAUGUAUCUUUUACAAAACCGAAAAAUAAAAAGGAUUUGACUCAUGACGAAGCGGAGAAGAUUAAUAACAGUAAAAACAAAUGCACAUCGCAUUCACAAAAACAAGUGAUAGAAAGUAUCGUUGAUGUAUCCGAUUCUGUGCCAAAUGCAUCUAAAGAUACUAAAGAUUUGACUGUCAUUGAAGCUCUUCCAAGAAAAACCACAUUGGAGACACCUCUUACAAUUAAUAGAUUUGUUGAUCACAUAACACAUAAGUCUACUCCCGUAGCAAGAAAAUCACUUAAUUUUGAAGCGGAAAACAUUGAUGAUAUAGACCAGACUUUAUGUCCAACUACUGAACCAGUAGCAAAAACUACGCAAGAAAAAGAAUUUUUAGUUAAAGCUUUCGAAGAGACCCCCCAAACGCCAAUAAGGAAACCAUUGGUAUCAAGAAAUUUUAAAGUGAAUAAUAUAGACAAUUGUUUGGCUGGAUCAUGUUUGAGUCCUGUUGAAUUGGCUAAGGUAAAACUGUUAUGUCGCCAAUACAAUUGGAAGUAUACAGAUAAAUAUAUUAAAGAUUUGACUCAUUUAGUUGUUGGAGUCGAUGAAGAAAACCGGUCACAAAGAUCGGUUAAGUACAUGUGCGCUUUAGCGGCAUCUAAGUGGAUUGUUUCAUUCCAGUGGGUCGACAGCUGUUUAAAAAAUAAUAAAAUUGUUAAAGAGGAACAGUAUGAAGCGCUUGACGGAACUGGAGAACCUGGACCAAAGCGUUCCCGGCUUGCGAAGAAAAAAUUAUUUGAGGGAAUGAUAUUUUAUUGUAUGCCACCAUUUAGCAUACUUGAUGUUAAUACAUUAAAGGAUAUACUUGAAGCGGCAGGUGGCCGAGUAGUGAACGAAGCUAAAAGCGUUAGAGUGACUGGCGAUACACCGGCACUACUGUUGGCCGAACCAGAAAACACGCAAGAGAAUAAAUUUAUAUAUUUAGCAAUGGAAUUGAAUAUUGUACCGGUGAACCACGAAUGGGCCUUGAACUCCCUCGGAAGCUACACUCUGAGUUCCAUAUAUGAACUGCUGUUGUGUCCGGCCGCGCUGUUGCCCGCAGCUACCGCAUCUUGGCCAGCCGAUCUAGUGUCUCAAGAUUGUGAUUAAUAUGUUUAACAAUUAUGUAUGUUAUUGUAAUCAUAAUUUUUAAUACAUGAAUUUAUAUAGAAA
Messenger RNA from Galleria mellonella (greater wax moth), 3906 nucleotides. RefSeq lists its product as uncharacterized. Lineage: Eukaryota; Metazoa; Arthropoda; Insecta; Lepidoptera; Pyralidae. Gene Ontology annotation, biological process: positive regulation of transcription by RNA polymerase II; double-strand break repair via homologous recombination; negative regulation of fatty acid biosynthetic process. Gene Ontology annotation, molecular function: ubiquitin-protein transferase activity. Bases 202 to 3843 code for a protein of 1213 amino acids. The transcript has 9 exons. The record is from RefSeq and is a predicted model, not a curated record. Gene Ontology annotation, cellular component: BRCA1-BARD1 complex; BRCA1-A complex; plasma membrane.